AUGGACCAAAUAAUGGGAGGCGGCGAAGGAGGGUUCCCGCUCGAGACGUGGUUUUGGGAGAUGCCGUUCUGUACGCGCUGGUGGACAACGGCGACGGUCCUGACGAGUGGACUAGUGCAGUGCCAGCUUGUUACGCCGUUCCAGCUCUUCUACAGCUACCGAACAGUAUUCCAGAAGUCAGAGUACUGGCGUCUCCUCACGACCUUCCUCUACUUCGGCCCCAUCUCCAUCGACCUCCUCUUCCACGUAUAUUUCCUCCAGCGCUACGCCCGGCUGCUCGAAGAGUCCUCGGGCCGGUCGCCCGCCUACUUCUCCUGGCUACUCGUCUACGCCAUGACCAGCCUCCUGCUCCUCUCCCCGUUCGUCUCGAUGCCCUUCCUCGGCCACCCGCUGUCCUCUACGAUGGUGUACAUCUGGUCGCGCCGCAACCCGGACACGUUGAUGAGCUUCUUGGGGCUGCUUGUCUUCCGCGCGCCCUACCUGCCGUGGGUGCUGAUGGGGAUUAGCUUUGUGCUGCAUGGCACCGUGCCCAAGGAUGAGCUUAUGGGGGUCAUUAUUGGACAUGUGUGGUACUUUUUUAAUGAUGUGUACCCACCGCUGCAUGGGGGGUCCCGACCGCUGGAUCCGCCCAUGUUUUGGCGCCGGUUGUUUGAAGGACGACCCCGCGAGGAGACAGCCAACGGCAUCAAUAACGAGAUCGCCAUGGCUGGGGCUGAAUUCCCACCACCAGAGGUACGGUAA
Messenger RNA from Dichotomopilus funicola, 741 nucleotides. Its product is annotated as Der1-like family-domain-containing protein. Gene Ontology annotation, molecular function: misfolded protein binding; ubiquitin-specific protease binding. Lineage: Eukaryota; Fungi; Ascomycota; Sordariomycetes; Sordariales; Chaetomiaceae. The transcript is spliced from 3 exons. Bases 1 to 741 code for a protein of 246 amino acids. Gene Ontology annotation, biological process: endoplasmic reticulum unfolded protein response. Gene Ontology annotation, cellular component: Hrd1p ubiquitin ligase ERAD-L complex; endoplasmic reticulum membrane. The record is from RefSeq and is a predicted model, not a curated record.